Hibiscus syriacus is the source of this 1148-nucleotide messenger RNA. Its product is annotated as peroxidase 19. Bases 83 to 1126 code for a protein of 347 amino acids. The transcript is spliced from 3 exons. Lineage: Eukaryota; Viridiplantae; Streptophyta; Magnoliopsida; Malvales; Malvaceae. Gene Ontology annotation, biological process: response to oxidative stress; hydrogen peroxide catabolic process. The record is from RefSeq and is a predicted model, not a curated record. Gene Ontology annotation, molecular function: heme binding; peroxidase activity.
UUUACACCUUGGCUAACACUUUUUUAUUCUCCACUACUAUUGCAUUAUUUGUCCUAAGCUGCCGACCAAACAGACUACAAUCAUGCCCGUCCUAUCCCCGUCUUCUUCUUUCUUCGUUUUCACUUGCUUCUUCAUCGUUUUCUUUGUAACCAUAAACUCACCCUGCUGCCUAGCCAUCAAAGCCAAUGUCAAACGCCGCCCACGCCAGAUUUCUGUCAAUUACUAUGCAAAAUCUUGCCCUCAAGUCGAGCAGCACAUCAGCUCCAUCACCUCCCAACAAUUCAAAGAAGCCCCCGUCUCUGCACCUGCCACUAUUCGCCUCUUCUUCCAUGACUGCUUUAUAGAAGGCUGCGAUGCGUCUAUCCUUAUAGCAACAAAGCCUGGAAGUAAAUUACUAGCUGAGAAAGAUGCAGAGGAGAACAAGGACCUGAGAAGAGAAGGGUUUGAUACAAUAACGAGAGCCAAGACUUUGGUGGAGAGCAAAUGUCCCGGCAUUGUUUCCUGCGCUGAUAUUCUUGCAAUUGCAGCCAGAGAUUUUAUCCAUUUGGCUGGGGGACCUUAUUAUCAGGUGAAGAAAGGAAGGUGGGAUGGGAAAAUAUCAAUGGCAUCCAGGGUGCCCUACAACCUCCCACAUGCGAAUUCAACCGUCGAUCAACUGAUCAAACUCUUUAGCUCAAAGGGGUUAAGUGUCCAGGACCUGGUUGUGCUCUCGGGUGCACACACUAUCGGCUUUGCCCACUGCAACAACUUUUUGCAACGACUCUACAAUUAUAAAGGCACCAAGCAGGCUGAUCCUUCCAUUGAUCCAAGGCUAGUAAAGGCCCUGAAAAUGUCAUGCCCACAAGCUGGUGGCAAUGUUGACAUUGUGGCUCCAUUUGAUGUCACCACCCCAUUCGUAUUCGACCAUGCUUAUUAUGCAAAUUUACAGAGCAAAUUGGGCUUGUUAGCAUCGGACCAAGGUCUAUUUUUGGACCCGAGGACCAAGCCUAUAGUCCAAUCUUUGGGUCAGGACAAGGCAAAGUUCUUCCAGGCCUUCUCAGCAGCUAUGGACAAAAUGGGCUCCAUUGGUGUCAAAAGGGGAAGAAGACAUGGAGAGAAAAGGAAAGUUUGUAGUAUGCACAUGUGAAGCUUGUUGCUUUUUCUCUCUC